Molecule: messenger RNA, 8766 nt
Organism: Drosophila navojoa
Lineage: Eukaryota; Metazoa; Arthropoda; Insecta; Diptera; Drosophilidae
Gene: brp
Product: ELKS/RAB6-interacting/CAST family member bruchpilot
Biological process (GO): neuromuscular synaptic transmission; regulation of synaptic plasticity; maintenance of presynaptic active zone structure
Cellular component (GO): cytoskeleton of presynaptic active zone
Molecular function (GO): structural constituent of presynaptic active zone
Source: RefSeq, a predicted model, not a curated record
CUAGAGCGAACGCUGGAGCUGCAGCACAUAUAUAGCUAAAGAAAACUAUAUCAAAAAUAAUUUCAUACGCCGCGUGGAACCUUCAAAGCAUUCAAAAUUCAUCGUCUAAGCAAAGCGGAUGCAGCCAAUUGAAAGAAUUUAACAUAGAAACCAAAAAAAAAAGAAAACAAAUUAAUAUAAAACAAACAAAAAGCCAAUCAAAACGUGCAUAUCAAACGACAAAAACCAAAUAAAACCAAUCAAACGAAGCAUUUAACAGGACAACAGGACAACAACAACAACAACUACUACAACCACAACAACAACAACAACAACAACAAUAGCAACAACCACAACAACAACUGCGUGGGUGCAUGCCGCGGAUCAGCCGCGGAUUAUGUCACGCGACGAUUAUAAUCCAGUGAAUAGCUCUGGUGUUCGCAGUCCGGGUCGCGUGCGUCGACUGCAGGAAUUGCCAACGGUCGAUCGAUCACCAUCAAGGGAUUACGGCGCACGCGGAAGUCCACUAGCAAUGGGCAGUCCAUACUACCGCGACAUGGAUGAGCCAACAAGUCCCGCCGGAGCGGGACAUCAUCGCAGCCGUAGCGCCAGCAGACCACCGAUGUCACAUGCCAUGGACUAUCCAAGAACCCGCUAUCAGUCGCUCGAUCGUGGCGGACUUGUGGAUCCGCAUGAUCGUGAAUUCAUACCCAUACGAGAGCCACGUGAUCGCUCCAGGGACAGAUCCCUGGAAAGGGGCCUGUACCUGGAGGAUGAACUCUAUGGCCGUUCGGCGCGACAAAGUCCCAGUGCGCUAGGAGGCUAUAAUACGGGCAUGCCAACAUCGGAUCGCGCCUAUUUAGGUGAUUUGCAGCAUCAGAACACGGACUUGCAGCGUGAGCUGGGGAAUUUGAAACGAGAGCUGGAGUUGACGAAUCAAAAGUUGGGCAGCUCGAUGCACAGCAUCAAAACAUUUUGGUCGCCAGAGUUGAAGAAAGAGCGAGCGUUGCGCAAAGAGGAGAGCGCCAAGUACAGUAUGAUCAAUGAUCAGCUAAAGCUGCUUAGCACAGAGAAUCAGAAACAAGCGAUGCUCGUGCGCCAGCUGGAGGAGGAGUUGCGCCUGCGCAUGCGUCAGCCCAAUCUGGAGAUGCAGCAGCAAAUGGAGGCUAUCUAUGCUGAGAAUGAUCAUCUGCAGCGUGAGAUUAGCAUCUUGAGGGAGACCAUCAAGGAUCUUGAGUGCCGAGUGGAGACACAGAAGCAGACGCUGAUCGCACGCGAUGAGAGUAUCAAAAAGUUAUUGGAAAUGCUGCAAGCCAAAGGCAUGGGCAAAGAGGAGGAACGACAAAUGUUUCAGCAAAUGCAGGCGAUGGCACAAAAACAGAUGUACAAUAACUACUCGGGCAUCAGCGGAAGCAGCCCCCCAUUACCAGAUAUCAUUGGACAAUAUUACGGAAAUUUAGGUCCCGGCUCUGGUUAUUUACCGACAGCAUCGACAUUGAACGGUCACCUGGGCUACAGCAAUGCUGGCUAUGAUCUGUAUGGUCCAUCGAGCUCAACCGGCUACCUAUAUGAUCCAGCUGGAGCAGCAGCCGCUGCAGCCGCUGCCGCCGCAGCAGCCCAGUUCUAUGGACAACAAACGUCGCCAAUACGUCGACGCCGCUACAGCAUUGCCGGUCUGCCAUCGGCGACAAUGUAUAACGAUAUUUACGGGUAUCCGGCGCCGCCGUUGCAACAGACCAGCUCAUCGAACAUUGUCAAUUUGCUGAACGAGGCACAUAAAUCGAUAUCGCGCUCAUCACAAAUCUUAAAUCUGAGCCAUCAGGCCAGGCAGCUGGGCCAAUUGACGUUGGUGACCACACCGCUGUCCGGUCGUGUGGUCUCUAGCUAUCCAACGCUGCAUCCGGGCGACACAACGUCGCCGACAUCAUAUUUAAACGAUAACCUGCUGCAAAUGUCGACGAGCUUCUCAUCCCAACCGAACAUGUACUUCCAGCCGCAAACGCAGCCGACGCAGCUGACGGCAGCGCAAAGCGCCGCUGCGGCAGCUGCGCGCUUACGUCCGGCCUAUUCCGUAUCGAAUCUUAUGGCUGGCUACCCAACAGCAGCCAGCUGCAAGUACGGCACAACAGGCUAUGCGAAUCCCUAUCAGAGUGAUUUGGGCGGCUAUGGCAUGGGCUUGGGCCUGGGCCUGGGCUCCAAUUUGGGCCUAGGCAUGGGCCUGGGCCUGCAGCCAUCGUCGUCAUCGUCGGCGGCACUUGCGCAGCAGCGUCUCAUGUCACACUCACUGCAUGCCUCAAAUCCCGCCAUAUCGCAGUAUUAUCAGCAACAGCAGCAUUCGAUGCCACCGCCGGUCAGCUCGUCGCUAUCUUACAAUUUGCAACAGCAAUUCGCGGGCACGCAGCAACAACAACAAGCACAACAACAAUCGCAACAACCACAAUCACACAUACAGGCCUCGGUGCAACAGCAGAUGAAUCCGCAGUAUCAAUAUCAUGUGCAUUCGCACCAAAAUCAUCUGCAAACCCAUCCGCUGGCAGCGUUGGCAAAUACGAGCGGCCCAUUUGGCGGUACGCUAGCGAGCAGUGCUCGAGAUGUCCUUGGCGCUGGCUACGAUACGCUGCAGCAUCCGCAUUCGCAUUCGCAUCUACAUUCACUACAACAACAACAACAACAGCAUCAUGUACCGAUCGGACUGCAUGCAUCGUCAUAUCCGCACACGCACCACCACCACAACCACAACCAUCAUAACCACCAUCACCACCAAAGCCAUCAACAGCAGCUGCAUCAGCAACAACAGCAACAACAUCAUCAUCAUCUACAUCAUUUGCCAUACUCGAAACUAGACUUAGAUUAUCCGAAACUGCCGCAAGAGCAUAAGCGACAAUUGGACGAAUUCCGUCUUGAAAUACAAAGAAGGGAUCAAGAGAUACUGGCGAUGGCGGCCAAAAUGAAAACGCUCGAGGAGCAGCAUCAGGACUAUCAGCGGCACAUAGCGGUACUUAAGGAAUCGCUAUGUGCCAAAGAGGAGCACUACAACAUGCUGCAGACGGACGUGGAGGAGUUGCGGGCCCGACUGGAGGAGAAGAAUCGUUUGAUCGAGAAGAAGACCCAGGGUACAUUGCAAACGGUUCAGGAGCGAAAUCGUCUAACCAGCGAACUCACCGAGCUCAAGGAUCACAUGGACAUCAAGGAUCGCAAGAUCAGUGUGCUGCAGCGCAAGAUCGAGAACCUGGAGGACCUGCUGAAGGAGAAGGACAACCAGGUGGAUAUGGCGCGAGCACGUCUCUCGGCCAUGCAAGCGCACCACAGCAGCUCGGAGGGCGCCUUGACCAGCCUGGAGGAGGCCAUCGGCGACAAGGAGAAGCAAAUGGCGCAGCUGCGCGAGCAACGCGAUCGGGCCGAGCACGAAAAGCAAGAGGAACGAGAUCUGCACGAACGCGAAGUCGCCGAAUACAAAAUGAAGCUGCGCGCGGCCGAAAGCGAUCUGGAGAAGUUGCAGACACGGCUCGAACGGGCCGUCAAUGAGCGAGAGCGUCUGGAGAUCAAGCUGGAAGCGUCACAGAGUGAGCUGGGCAAAUCGAAAGCGGAGCUGGAGAAGGCCACGUGUGAGAUGGGUCGCAGCAGUGCCGAUUGGGAGUCGACGAAGCAGCGCAUAGCCCGCCUCGAGCUGGAGAAUGAGCGACUCAAACACGAUCUGGAACGUUCGCAGGUACUCAAUGUACAAAAGUUAAUGUUCGAAUCGGGCAAAAUAUCGACCACAUUUGGCCGCACCACAAUGACCACAUCUCAGGAGCUGGACCGGGCGCAGGAGCGUGCUGACAAAGCAGCCGCCGAACUGCGACGCACGCAGGCGGAGCUGCGUGUGACACAGGGCGAAACUGAAAAACGUUUUUCGGAUGCGGAACGUGCACGCGAAGAAGCCGCCGCCCUGCAAGAGAAACUGGAAAAGAGCCAAGGUGAAGUUUAUCGACUGAAAGCGAAGCUGGAGAACGCCCAGGGCGAACAGGAAAGUCUGCGCCAGGAACUGGAGAAGGCGCAGAGCGGUGUCUCCCGCAUACACGCAGAUCGCGAUAGGGCAUUCGCUGAGGUGGAGAAGAUCAAGGAGGAAAUGGAACGCACUCAGGCAACGUUAGGCAAGGCGCAGCUGCAGCACGAGAAGCUGCAAAAUGCGCUGGACAAGGCACAGAAUGAGGUCGAUCACCUGCAGGAUAAACUGGACAAGGCUGGCGCCGAGAACCGUCGUUUGGUCCUCGAGAAGGAGAAGCUGACCUACGACUAUGAUAAUCUCCAAUCCCAGCUGGACAAGGCGCUCGGACAGGCGGCGCGCAUGCAAAAGGAGCGAGAGACUCUAACGCUGGAUACGGAUCGCAUACGCGAAAAGUUGGAGAAGACGCAGCAACAACUAGCGCGCAUACAAAAGGAGAGGGAUCAGUUCUCGGAUGAACUGGAAACGCUCAAGGAGCGCUCGGAGUCCUCACAGACGCUGCUGAUGAAGGCCGCCAGGGAUCGUGAGGCGAUGCAAACAGAUCUUGAAGUGCUUAAAGAACGCUAUGAGAAAUCGCAUGCUAUACAACAGAAAUUGCAGAUGGAGCGCGAUGAUGCCGUCACUGAGGUGGAAAUACUUAAGGAGAAGCUGGACAAGGCCCUCUACGCCAGUCAGAAGCUCAUCGAUGAGAAGGACACGUCGAACAAGGAGUUCGAGAAGAUGUUGGAGAAAUAUGAUCGAGCUCAAAAUGAAAUUUAUCGAUUGCAAUCGCGAUGCGACACGGCUGAGGCGGAUCGCGCUAGGCUCGAAGUGGAGGCGGAACGCUCGGGUCUGGCCGCUUCGAAAGCACGCGAGGAUCUGCGUAAGCUACAGGACGAGAGCACACGCCUGCAGGAGGCAUGCGAUCGCGCCGCCCUGCAGCUCAGCCGCGCCAAGGAGAGCGAGGAUAAUGCACGCAGCGAACUGGAGCACCAUCGAGAUCGCUUCGACAAGAUGCAAACGGACAUCCGACGAGCUCAGGGCGAGAAGGAGCACCUCCAGUCAGAGCUGGAGCGCGUCACCUACGAGCUGGAGCGCGCCCACGCGGCACAGACCAAGGCGGCCGCCAGCGUGGAGGCGGCCAAGGAGGAGGCCGCCCACUAUGCCGUCGAGCUGGAGAAGCUGCGUGAACGCUACGAGAAGAAUCAAGUGGAGCUCAGGAAACUGCAGGAUACGGACACCUUUGGCCGGGAGACGCGUCGCUUGAAGGAGGAGAACGAGCGGCUGCGCGAGAAGUUGGACAAGACGCUGAUGGAAUUGGAGACGAUACGCGGCAAGUCGCAGUACGAAUCCGAGUCCUUUGAAAAGUACAAGGACAAAUACGAAAAGAUCGAGAACGAGAUACAGAACAUGGAGUCGAAGCUGCACGAGACGAGUCUGCAACUGGAGCUAUCGAAGGGAGAGGUGGCCAAACUGUUGGCCAAUCAGGAGAAACAGCGCAGCGAACUAGAGCGUGCGCACAUUGAGCGUGAGAAGGCGCGCGAUAAGCACGAGAAACUGCUGAAGGAGGUCGAUCGUUUGCGCCUGCAACAGUCCUCGGUGAGCCCCGGCGACCCGGUUCGUGCAUCCGCCUCGUCGCUGUCCAUGACGGCGGGCGAGCGACAGGAGAUCGAUCGGCUGCGUGAUCGCCUCGAAAAGGCGCUGCAGUCGCGUGAUGCCACUGAACUGGAGGCCGGUCGCUUGGCCAAGGAACUGGAGAAGGCACAAAUGCAUUUGGCCAAACAGCAGGAGAACACCGAAUCGACGCGCAUCGAAUUCGAACGCAUGGGCGCUGAGCUGGCUCGCCUGCACGACCGUCUCGAGAAAGCGGAGGCCGAAAAGGAAGCCUUAAGGCAGAGCAGUCGAGGCGCCCAGGCUGGGGCAGCCGCCAAUCCGCAGCUCGAGAAGCAUGUGCAGAAGCUGGAGAGCGAUGUCAAGCAGCUGGCCAUGGAGCGAGAGCAACUGGUGCUGCAGCUGGAGAAGAGUCAGGAGAUUUUGAUGAACUUCCAGAAGGAGCUGCAGAACGCCGAACAGGAAUUGCAAAAGACACGCGAAGAGAAUCGCAAGCUGCGCAACGGCCAUCCCGUGGCUCCGGCCGCACCCGCCGAAAUCCAGGCCAUGCAGAAGGAGAUCCAAACGCUGCAACAGAAGCUCCAAGAGUCGGAACGAGCGCUGGCCGCUGCAGGACCACAACAGCAGGCAGCGGCGGCGGCUGGCGGUGCGAGUCGCGAAGAGAUCGAGCAAUGGCGCAAGGUUAUCGAGCAGGAGAAGAAUCGCGCCGACAUGGCUGACAAGGCUGCCCAGGAGAUGCACAAGCGCAUACAGUUAAUGGACCAACACAUCAAAGAUCAGCAUGCACAGAUGCAAAAGAUGCAGCAGCAGAUGGCGCAGCAGCAGCAGCAAGCGGCGGCGGCGGCGCAAGCGGCAGCGCAGCAAACAGCUGCAGCUGCGGGCGGCGGCGUCGAUGCGAAGGAGCUGGAAAAGGUCAAGAGCGAGCUGCAGGCGGCCUGCACAGAACGAGAUCGAUUCCAGCAACAGCUGGAGCUGCUGGUGCAAGAGCUGGAGAAGAGUCAAAUGUCCAAUCAGGAACAGGCAAAGCAGCUGCAAGCGGCGCAGCAGCAAGUGCAACAACUGCAACAGCAAAUACAAACGCUGCAACAACAAAUGCAACAGCUGCAACAAGCGGGCACUGCCGGCGCCGCUGCCACCGAUGUGCAGCGCCAGCAGCUAGAGCAGCAGCGAUUGCAGCUGGAGGAGGUGCGCAAGCAGAUCGACAACCAAGCCAAGGCGACCGAAAGCGAGCGAAAAAUCAUCGACGAGCAGCGCAAACAGAUCGAUGCGAAGCGCAAGGAUAUCGAGGAGAAGGAGAAGAAAAUGGCCGAAUUCGAUGUGCAGCUACGCAAGCGCAAGGAGCAAAUGGAUCAGCUGGAAAAAUCACUGCAAACGCAAGGCGGCGGCGCCGCAGCAGCCGGCGAGCUCAACAAAAAGCUUAUGGAUACGCAGCGACAGCUCGAAGCCUGCGUCAAGGAACUGCAAAACACAAAAGAGGAGCACAAGAAGGCGGCAACCGAAACGGAGCGACUGCUGCAAUUGGUACAAAUGUCACAGGAGGAGCAAAACGCCAAAGAGAAGACAAUUAUGGAUUUGCAACAAGCCUUAAAGAUCGCUCAAGCCAAAGUCAAACAAGCACAAACACAACAACAGCAGCAGCAGGAUGCUGGGCCCGCUGGCUUUUUGAAGAGCUUUUUCUAAGCCACAGUAUAUGCGUAUAAGUACUUGUAUAAGUACAAGCCUAACAUAACAAAUAACAGCACUGUCUACUAUUUUGUAUACUACCGAUUACCGUUACCGACUAUGCAGUAUUUCUUCUACUAAUACACACACACACACACAUUUGUAAAUGACAUAUGUAAAUGCAAGAAAAUUAUUUGAUAUUUUAUUAUAUUGUAAUUAGGUUGCCGCUAUACUCAAAUUAUGAAUGCAUUUAUGUAAAUGUCUCUCUCUCUAUCUCUCUCUCUGUAUCUAUCUUGAAACUUGAACUCAAAACUUUCAACUUAAACUUAAAACUCACUUCACUUCGCCCUCUCCCUCUCUCUCUCUCUCUCACACACACACACGUUCUCUCGCUACCUAGUUAACUGUUGAAGUUUGAAUCUUUCGUCUUAUACGCUGUAAAGUAGGCAAUACUUACCCGAAAUUGUACUCGAACUGAGCUUACACGACGCCUGAGAUACCCUGUAAAUGGAAGAAAAUGUUUUUAUUAGAUUUCUGCGUCAACUCAAAAUUGAGUUCAUUUAUCUCUUCCCCUUUAACUACGCACUAUUCGUUAUUUUUCUAUUGCAUACGGCGCGAAUGUGAUUCACAACAAAAAUAUGAGAAAAAAUACUAAAAGCAAAACAAAUUAACAAAUAAUAAUUAUUAAAUAUACAAAUUAAUAUACAUAUAUAUAUACUACGUAUAAAUUGUUAGGCGACGUAUCGGAAUAAAAUAUAUAAAAAUAUUUAGAUAUAUAUAAAUAUACAUAUAUAUCAGACACUGUAUAUACAGCAUCUAUCGAUAUGACAAAGCAUACAAAACUAAAGAGUAGAGCAAUAAAUUUAUAUAAUCCCUAUAUAUAUAUAUAUAUAUUAUAUAUAUCGAAUAUCGUAUAUAUGCGUAGCCUUUAGCCGUGUACCAAAGAAAUAUACCAAAAGAAACAUAUAUGCCUAGAAAAAAAACAAAUUCAAACUCAAUAAAACAUACGAAAAAUUAAUACAACAAAAAUUUCGAUAAAUCGGAGCUCUAUAUAUAUUUUAAAUUAGUUCAAAUAUACAUCUAUGGCAUCUAACUCAUACAAGAAUAUCCCGAAUGCAAAACCAGCAGCUAGUUCAAUUUUCAGCGGAGUAGCCCUAAUGUUUACUUUUGAUUUAAGAAGACAUUAGAUAAAUGCAAAAUGCUGUUAUUGUUAUCGGUAUUUAUAUAUAGAUAUAUGCAUAUAUAUAAAAUAUAUCGUUAAUAAAUAUACAAUAAUUUGCUUUGUUUCUACUAAAGUUUAUUUAAAGCCAAGAUUAAGAAUUUUUAACACUGCCAAUUUUUCGAUUAAUCUUAAUUUAAAUGUGCGAAAAAUCGAUCAAAAAAUUCCUUAUAAAUUUUAAAUGAAAAACAUCAAAGAAACCCCAUAUUAGCAGUAUUUUUGUAAUCUGAGUUUUUAUUGCUACACAAAAACAUUAAAUUAUUUGCUGUUUAUCGAUAGGCGGGAAUAUCCUUGUUGUCCAUACAACAGUGCCCAUGACAUUCAGUAUACA